GGAGCCCCCGCCCGCCUCUCGUUCAGCGCAGACGGCUCCGUGCGGUUACUCCGCACUCUGGAACGCUGCAGGCGUGACUUCGGAGGGCUUUCCGUGUUUGUCGGCCUCCCUGCUGUCCCUGGCGUGUGCACAGGCGCGGAUAUCUUAUCUUUAUGAUUUCACUGUGGAGGUGCCGGAAUUGCGUUUAUAUUGUGGGUGAUAAACGCGGCUUGAAUACGGUUGGGUUUAUAUUAAGAGAUCUUUUUAUGGUAAUAGUUUUAAGGGACACGCUGGAAAAAAGAGGUGCUCUUGGACAAAUAAAAGCAAGGAUCAGAGCUGAGGUCUUCAAUGCCCUGGAUGACCAGAGUGAACCACGGCCACCGCUGUCUCAUGAAAAUCUCUUAAUCAACGAACUAAUUCGUGAAUACCUGGACUAUAACAAAUACAAAUAUGCAGCAUCUGUUUUAACUGCAGAAUCUGGCCAGCCUGAAGUGCCCUUGGAUAGACAGUUUCUUGCCAAAGAGCUGAACAUAGUCGAAGACGCAAAUGGAAAAUCAGUCAGACCUCUCUUGUAUGGAAUUAUCUCUCAUUUCUUACAUGGUGGCAAAGAAGAUAGUUACCAGAAUGCCCUUCCAAAAAUGUCUUUGCUGAAUUAUCCAAAGCAGAACCUUGGCAAGCCACCUACCGAAAGAAAUCAAAUAGAUAGAAUUCCAGAACCAGGAAGGAUGGCUGGCAUGAGCAUCGAAGAGCCCCUUGUUUUACAAAGUCUAAACAGAUGACCUCGCUCAUACGCUAAUUUCUCAUGCAAAGUUCUGCAAGAGUUAAUUUAGGAAAUUCUUUGCCUAAAUUUCUCCAGUAUGUCCAGUGGGACCAUUUCAGCUUCUAAGAUCUACCUACGAGACAUGAUGACAGGGUCAUACCUGCAGUCAAUGAAAAAGGUGUUAGCAAAGGCUCUCUUCCUCCAGUGCCAAUAGAAGGAAAACUGUAAAUGAAAGCAGAUUCUUGAAGCCUGUGUUUAGAGUUGGGCCUAACAUACUGUUUUUACUUUAUAAAAAUUUACCAGAUAAUAAGGAAAGUGUUGAAAUUAUAAUUUAUGUUAUGGUCUUGUGUGUCUUUCCUGUAUGUUUUUAAUAAAAUAUUUUAGUUUUGUUCUGCAUGGUAUUUUGAAAGUGUUCAAACAGAGCAUUUUACUCCUCCCCCUUUAAGAAGAAGAAGCUGCUACUUUCAGAUAAGUAUGGGAAAAUAAAUUUGAAUCAAAAAUUAAAGUGCUUUAGAGGAAUAGUUGUUUUUCAUUCUCCGGAAAUGAGGACUAUAUUUAUCUUCAUGCCAAAACCAAAUGAGGGUAAGUCUUUUCCAUCUAGAGUUGCUAUAAAUUGUACGGUGUUACACUGAGUGUAUGGGAGGAACUUCUUUUUUCCCAAACUACAUGAGACUCAAAGUCAGGCAAAGCUAAAAAUAAAGCUGAUUGUAGGUUAGCGAUUCCCAGAACUUUUUUUAGCGGAGGUAUUUGCAUGUUUUGAAAUGGUAAUUUGUUUUCCCAAUUUACAGGGGUACAUAAAAAAAUCACAGGUUAGCUAUUUUUAUCAUCUCAUUUUAACAAAAUGUUCCAGGGGUGCUGACAGGAGUGUCGUAUAAAUAAAUAUUUAGGAUUGCAUUCUUAAGAAUCUUAAUUGUUAGAUGUACAGUAAGUGGGGUGGGAAAGAGAGGAAGAGAACAUGCAGUUUGUGAAUUUAAGUGAAAGGACCCAAAGUUGUCCAAACUGCAGAGUUUUGCCUUAAUCUGUAUUUGACCCAGUUAGCAUUACAGAUACUUUUUUGAUAAGCAGCUCAGCCUCGAGCCUGGUGUGGAAUUGCAGAGAGGGGUUAUCGGUCAGAAGGGGAAGUGGCAUUUAUCCAUUUGAAGGCUCAGCAGUGAGCACAUCCCCUUCGUCUGAGUGGCAACACUAUCAGCUCCCCCAUAUCUCAGGAUUGUUUCCAGGAGGGGAGGAUGUGUUUGCAAAUAUAAUUUGAUCAAAUCCGUCUUUAAGUCUUUUGUAGCUUUGCAUCAAUUGUAGUUGACCAUUGGGUCAAGUAAGCAAAUUUCUCUGUGCUAACGCCACCGGCAGCCUAAGCUACCUGGCUGAAAGCCAUCCGUGUAAAACCUCCCGCCAUGGGAUUCCGCUUACUGGGGCCUUUCCUGACACGUUAAUGCAAGUAUUCACAAUCGCUUAUCUCUCUCAAUUUGUCUGUCUAAAAACAUAGAAAAAUAGUCUUCUAAGCUCUUAUUUGCAAAUUACCUUAAUUUUGGAAUGAGUAGGAAGUGCCUCUAUGGAAAUUUGCAAAGAUGGAACUUUUGAACAAUGCAGCUGCGAUUGCUCUGGCCACAGAGAUCCUUGAAUUUUUAACUUUGGUUUUCCAGAGAUUAAAUGCUAGACCCCUGUUUCUCUAGAACCCAGUGUGUCCAAUCAUUAUGUGUAUUGGGAAUCCAAAUUGUCUUUUCAAGGGCAAGGAAACAGGCUCUGGGAAAUACAGAAGCUCUAACCUUCUAUGCUAUGCAAAGCUUCCACUGUGACCAAAGCCGUUGCAUCUGUUUUCUGUCUUCCCACCAGAGAUCAUACAGAAGCUGCUCAGGUCCCGUGGAUCUCCCUGGGAAAUGGAUUUUUAGUGCUAGAAAAUAAAUACCAGGUUUUUUUUGUUCCAGUUGAGGAAGGCAAAGGGAUGUUUGGUGGUACUUGCCCUUCCCGAAGCACAGGGCUCAGCAGUCUCAUGGUCUGCACAGCCAUGAACGCAGGCGUGGUUGCAAGGACAUUCUUCACUGAGCUUUAAGGUAGAAGUGUGUAUCUGAAAUCAGAGAAGAAAUCUGUUUAAGCCAGAGGGAAUCUUGGGGAUUGCACCUUAAGCCCAUUGUCAGGAUCCUGCGUUACAGCACUGGGUGGGAGCUGGCCCGCUUGCUCUCACUGCAACAUGUAUUUCCUCUAAUGCUCCAAUAGCUUCACAGUAC
Molecule: messenger RNA, 2958 nt
Organism: Cuculus canorus (common cuckoo)
Lineage: Eukaryota; Metazoa; Chordata; Aves; Cuculiformes; Cuculidae
Gene: CEP20
Product: centrosomal protein 20
Exons: 4
Coding region: 153-758 (201 amino acids)
Biological process (GO): cilium assembly; microtubule anchoring
Cellular component (GO): centrosome; motile cilium; ciliary basal body
Molecular function (GO): protein binding
Source: RefSeq, a predicted model, not a curated record